Messenger RNA from Maylandia zebra (zebra mbuna), 2522 nucleotides. RefSeq names its product tripartite motif-containing protein 16-like protein. The record is from RefSeq and is a predicted model, not a curated record. NCBI's taxonomy places the organism in Eukaryota, Metazoa, Chordata, Actinopteri, Cichliformes, Cichlidae. Gene Ontology annotation, molecular function: zinc ion binding; protein binding.
CGUAACAUUCCUGCGAAGAUGAACCACCUCUGCUGUCAAAUUUGCAGAAACCUUCUCAGGAAUCCUGUGAUGAUUCCUUGCGGACACAACUUUUGCAUGCGCUGCAUCCAGGACCAAUGGGAUUGUGACCAGCUGAGGAACAGUCUCUGCAGGUGCCCCGAAUGUAAAUAUGAGUUUCCAUCCAGACCUCAGCUGAUCAAGAACACAACUCUAGCUGAGGUGGUGAGAGAGACAGAAAUGAGUUGUAAUACAGAGCAGCAGUCCUCAGAAGGGAAUCGGAAAGUCCUGAAGAGACCCCGGAGCUGUGCAGAAACAUCAGAGAGCACUUUGUGUGGAAAACACAACAAGCCCCUGGAGGUUUACUGCUGCACAGAUAAGCAGAUCAUAUGUGCACAGUGUGCUUCAGCUGAGCAUGGAGGACACAGGAUCGGGUUGGUGAAGGAGGAACGGAGGCGGAAGGAGAAGGAACUUAAGGACAUGCAGACAAAGUUCAAGCAGACUCUUCAGAAGCAAGAAAGGAAAAGAGAGAUGAUGGGGGAGAUGCUCGGACAGAUUCAGGACGAGGCGAGAAAAACAGAAGCCUUCUGUGAGAGCGUCAUAGUGGGCGCCAUCGACUCCCUUCAGAAACAUUACCUGUCAGUGAAGGAAGUGAUUGCAGCUCAGGAGGAGGCGGCUGCAGCUCAGGUUCGCAUCUCGCUGAAGAGCCUGGAGGAGGAGGUGAAGCAGAUGAAGGAGAGGGAUGCUAAGCUGGACCACCUGGCACAGACUGAGAGCCACAUCCGUUUCCUGCAGAAAUGGCCCUCUCUGAAGCUCCUCUGUGACCCCUCGUUCCAGGAGCUUUCAGAGGAUCCACUCCUCCACUUUGAGCUCACAAAGAGAGCCGUUGAGCAUCUUGGGAAGCAACUGGAGGGAUUCUGUGACAAAGAAUUUGCCUCAAUCUGUAACACUGCUGAUGGUGAGGAGCAGCAGGAAUCAGCAUCAGAGAUGGAGGAAGAUGAUGUCCAGCGAAGAAGUGAAGCCAGCGUCUCACAGCUCCAUGCUAGCAGGCCUCUGGCUAAACAGAAAGUUGAGCCUAAAACCAGAGAAGAGUUCCUGCAAUAUGCGUGUAAGCUCUCUCUGGACCCCACGACAGCUCAUGAGGACCUGGUUAUUUUGAAAGGAGGGAAGAUGGUUAAGCUGUGCAAUGAGAGGUCCAAGAAUCCUAGUGUUCGUAACCCAGAGAGGUUUAUACAUCGGCGGCAGGUGCUGUGCAGGGAGGGACUGCAAGCUGACUGCUACUAUGAGGUAGAGGUGAAAGGAGACAAAGCAGAGAUCGCUCUAACCUACAAAGGAAUAAACAGAAAAUCCCGCACUACACUGUCAGCCUUCGGGGCCAAUGCAAAUUCCUGGAGUCUGGAUCUAUCUAAACAUUACUCUGUGAGCCACAAUUCUGACAGCAUCCAGCUCACUACACCACCCCGUCAUCACAGGGUUGGAAUUUAUCUUAAAUUUCAAACCGGAACUUUGUCUUUCUAUGAGGUGUCGGACAGUAUGAACUUCCUGUACAAGGUUGAAGCCGAGUUCAGAGAGCCGCUGUAUCCCGGAUUCUGGCUCGGAGAGAAAUGUUGCAUCAGGAUCUGUGAUCUGAGACAGAGCCAACUGUAAAAGAACUGAAGAGGACUGCAAACAGCUUCUUUCUACUUAAAGGGAAAUUAAAAAUAAUAUGUAUAGAUUGCUGUAUAGAUUGCACAGUGCACUGACAUGUCUGUUUCCUAUGAUGUGUGGGGUGGUUGAUAACUCUGCAGUAUAUGAAGCCCAAAUUGCCUAUAUGUGUAAGUUUGUAUAAAUUCAAUAGUAUAAAAUUGCGUUUUUAUUCAUGCUGGACAUGUUUUACUGUGGACAGAGUGCUGAAUGUAGAAGAAUGUCUUGUUUCUACGUAACCUCCGAAGGCAGGAUUUAGCAAGUACAUAUAGUUGAGGGUAUAUAUGUAUAUUCUGUUUCUAUUUAACAUUGCUUUGUGAAAUUACUGUGUCCAGAAGAGGGCGCCAUGUGUCUGCGGUUUGCCUAAUAGCCUUGUAUGGAAUUUCAGUCAAGUCAAUAUUAAAGAACUAAAUAAACAAGUGGACAAAUAGAAAUGUAAUUAAAUGAAUCCUGAAAUAUUUUUCUAAUUAAGAAAAUGAAUAAAAAUAGAGGCCGUCUCUCUUGAUUGCCCACUUCAGGGUGGGAGAAACACCCCUGAACUGUGUUAUGAUUGUUGAUGUAACAUAGUUUGCUUACCAGAGGGCCCUCUGAGCUCUUCCCUGUUGGUAACACCAGAACACUCAGUGGGAAAUUAGUAAUAAAUUAGUCAUCUAUGACCUGUUGACACAAUAAAACAAGAUUUAUUUAAACUGCAUUGCCAUAUAUUAUCUCAGUAAGGCUCAUAAAUACGUCCACAUAACAAACGUUUUGGAAAUCUGUCUAAUGCAUUAGCUGAUAUAUUGGACUUAUAAAUCACCAGAUAUUGGUGCUGGUCUUAAUAAUCCUCUGUUGGUCCAGCUUUA